AUGCAACAACUAAAGUAAAAAAUAAAGCCUCCCUUUUUAUUAGAUGGAGUAUGUGCUGCAAAAAGAGGAAAAGUACUUGAUUACAAAGCAGAAAAGGAUAGUCAUUUAGAAUAAUACUUUUUUAAUAUGUAGAUGAGAUAACAAAUGAUUAAAAUGAAACAAGAUAGAAUGAGUUAAAGAAAUUUAAUUCAUUAACAAUCAAAGUCCUUUGAAUAAACUAUUGUAAGGAUGAAUACAUAAAGUUUAGCAUCAAUCAAAUUAAAUUUAACUAUAAAAUUAACCCAGUUUGACACAACAUUAGAGUGCUACUAAAGUAUCAAACAAAUUAAAAGUUCCUAAAGUAUCAAGAUCCUUAUCUAAAGAACAUUUUGUAACAUUUCUUGAUUCUCUAAUUACAACAGUAUAGAAUGUUUAGCAGUUAGUAAUUACUUAUUUUCCACCUGAAAAAAUUGAUAAUCAAAUUUCUAAAUAACAAGAUCAAUUAAGAAAAAUAAGUUAGGCAACUGAAAAACUUAGUAAAUAAUUGCGUGAAAAUUCAUUACCAAAUAAAAAAGAAGUUGAAAAUAUAAAAACAUAAAAGAACUUUUCUAAAUUACCUUAAAUCAAGAAAGAUGAUCUUAAUAUAAAUAUUAGUAAAUCAGAUAGAGGAAGAGAUUUAACAUAAAAAACUAAUAUUUCUCCUAAAUUAAAUAAUAUAAAUCUAUCCAAAACUCUUGAAAAAAAAAAUAAAAUUGAAUUACAAGAAACAAACCAUCAUAAUUUUGGUUUUGAAUAAUAUGAAUCUGUCUAAAAUAAUACUACUAAAAAAACUAUAACAGAUAAACCUAUAGAUUAAAUAUAAAGUGAACGAGAUCCAGAUUCAUAACAUUAAAAAUUAUUAUAAAUAAGAUCUGGAUAAACUACAUAGUUACCAUCUGUCAGAAGUUCAUAAUAAAAAUCACUUUAUUAAUAUAAAAAAUAUCAUAAAGAAAUUUAAUUAGCAUUAACUAAACCAAAAUAACACAAAAAUUAUAAUAUUAACUAAUUAGUUUCAUAAUCUCCAGAAUAAUUUAAAAGUAAAAGUGUUGGCACUAGAGAUAUUUUAUAGAAAAGUUAAUCUAAAAAUUUAAAAAAAUUAGAUUUUUAAAAAAUUACAUCAAUCAAUAUUUCUAAAGUUGAAUAAAAUAAAUCUAAAAAAAAUCUCAAUUUUUAAAAUGAUUAAGCUAAAAUAUCAAAUACACCACCUAUUAUUAUAAAAAUUACAGAUUUUGACUAAUAAAUUAUUGUUGAACCUCCUAAGAAUUAAGUUUAAUUAGAAGUAGUUGAAGAUGUUGUUUAGAAUUUUUCAAAUAAUUCUGAGCACUUUUUAAUCGAAUAAGAUUAAGAUCUGCCUAAAACUUAAGAUGAAGAUAAAUCUAAGUUAAAUGGAACUGCAUUUUUUAAAUAAGUAGAGGAAGAGGAAAGAAAAGAAUCAAUUGGUAAGAUGAUAGAAAGCAAUGAAAUAUCACAAUUUCAUAUUAAUAAAGAGGAUUCUAAAAAAUAAUUAAACAAUGAUUAAAAAUAAAAUGACAAUAUAUUCAUAACAAUGAUUCAAAAUUAAGUUAUUGAAAAUGAUUUGAAAAUGUUAAAAUAAUAAUAAACCAAUUAUAAUACAUUGAAUGAAAAUGAUGUACAAAAGGAUAGCGAAGCAUUAAUAAAAUUGGCAGAAUCUUUAGAUCCAUUAAGUGAUAAUGAUAUUGUAAAUCCACUUGAAAACAGUGAUGAUGAAUUAAGAUAAAAUUAAGGAAGUUUACUCAUAUAAAAUUUAAUGCAAAAUAGUUAAUAAGUAAUUGAAAACAAGAACUCAAACUUUGAAUAUGAAUAAUGA
Paramecium sonneborni is the source of this 1846-nucleotide messenger RNA. The record is from the annotation of a GenBank genome assembly. NCBI's taxonomy places the organism in Eukaryota, Ciliophora, Oligohymenophorea, Peniculida, Parameciidae.